Molecule: messenger RNA, 2982 nt
Organism: Debaryomyces fabryi
Lineage: Eukaryota; Fungi; Ascomycota; Pichiomycetes; Serinales; Debaryomycetaceae
Gene: PFK1
Product: 6-phosphofructokinase subunit alpha
Exons: 1
Coding region: 1-2982 (993 amino acids)
Biological process (GO): fructose 6-phosphate metabolic process; canonical glycolysis; fructose 1,6-bisphosphate metabolic process
Cellular component (GO): 6-phosphofructokinase complex; cytoplasm; mitochondrion
Molecular function (GO): fructose-6-phosphate binding; identical protein binding; ATP binding
Source: RefSeq, a predicted model, not a curated record
AUGCCAACUCCGAGGAAUGAUAUUCAAGGAAUUAGUUUUAUUUCGUUAAUUACGAAUAAACAUGAAGUUUUCGAAGAAAGUGCCAACUUCUAUAAUAAGUUGGGAUUUAGAUUAACUAAGAAUUUUUCUAAAAUUGCUAACAAUUCGGAAAGUAAGCCUAAAUUGCAGAUAGGGAUUUCGAAUGAUUCCUUAAAGGAGCUUUGGUUAGAGUCUUUUCCAUUGCAAAACACAGAUGAAAAUGGCUGUGUUAGACCUUGGCAGGAGCUACCAGUGUAUAAUGGAGAUGGAUGCGAACAAUUAAGUCUGGCCACAACUGUCAAGAUUAGAUUAUCUUCUUUAGAUGACUUGAGCAAUAUGGCAAAAGAAUUGAACUUUUUUACAUCGGAUUUGCCAAGAGUCAAGGAUAUUUUGACUAAGGAUUUAAAAACUGAAAUAGUAAGUUCGACCGAUACGGUAAUCAGAGUAGUUGAUCCUAUGGGUAAUACUUUGAACUUCUCGAACGUCGAAAAUCCCUUAUCCAAAAGGUCGUUUGAUUCUCCAGAUGAUUACUUGAAGUAUAAAACCGAAAAAAUUCUCGCGUCAUUAGAUCGUUUGGGAACAAAAGAUACUGAGGAUGAACCAACUGAGACAAUUAAAAAGAAAAAAAUUGCUGUUAUGACUUCUGGUGGUGAUGCGCCAGGUAUGAAUUCAGCAGUUCGUGCUGUUGUAAGAGCAGGUAUUUAUUAUGGCUGUGACGUAUUUGCUGUUUACGAAGGUUACGAGGGGUUAGUCCAAGGUGGUGACUUGUUGCGUCAAAUGGAAUGGGCGGAUGUUAGAUCGUACUUGUCAUUAGGUGGUACAGCUAUUGGUACUGCAAGAUGUGCUAAAUUCCGUGAACGUUCAGGUAGAUUAGCUGGUGCUCGUAAUAUGAUUUUAAACGGUAUCGAUGCAUUGAUUGUUUGUGGUGGUGAUGGAUCAUUGACCGGAGCUGAUUUAUUUAGAUCUGAAUGGCCUUCAUUAGUAGAUGAAUUGGUCAGUAACGGUACUUUUACUACGAAAGAAGUAGAACCAUAUAGACAUUUGACAAUGGUUGGAUUAGUCGGCUCAAUCGAUAAUGAUAUGGCUUCAACUGACUCUACUAUUGGAGCAUAUUCAGCAUUAGAGAGAAUCACUGAAAUGGUUGAUUAUAUUGAUGCUACAGCCUCUUCUCAUUCCAGAGCUUUUAUCGUUGAAGUUAUGGGUAGACAUUGUGGGUGGUUAGGUUUGAUGGCAGGUCUUGCUACUGGAGCUGAUUUUAUUUUCAUUCCUGAAAGACCACCAAAGGCCGGACAAUGGGAAGACGAGUUGAAAGAUGUUUGUUUAAGACAUAGACAAAAGGGUAAGAGAAAUACGACUGUUAUUAUCGCAGAAGGGGCAAUUGAUGACGAUUUGAAUCCUAUUACUCCAGAUCAAGUUCAAAAAGUUCUUGUGUCGUUGGGUUUGGAUACUAGAAUUACCACUUUAGGCCACGUUCAAAGAGGAGGUACUGCAGUAGCAUAUGAUCGUUUAUUGGCAACAUUACAGGGUGUCGAUGCAGUCAAAGCUGUAUUAGAAUUAACUCCAGACGAUCCCUCACCUAUGAUUGGUAGUUUAGAAAACAAAAUCGUUAGAAAGCCUUUGAUCGAAGCAGUUAAGUUAACAAAGUCUGUUGCUACCGCUAUUGAGAAUAAGGAUUUCGAUAAAGCAAUGAGUUUGAGAGACUCCAGUUUCGAAGACGCAUAUCAUCACUUUUUAUCGUCAUCAAUUUAUGACGACGGACUGAAAAUAUUACCUGAGGCAGAAAGAUUGAACAUUGGUGUUGUUCAUGUUGGUGCUUCCUCCUCUGGUUUAAAUGCGGCAACAAGAGCGGCUGCAUUAUACUGUAUGUCGAAAGGUCAUAAAUUAUUUGCUAUUCAAAAUGGGUUUAAUGGUUUAAUCAAUGAAGGUGAAAUAAAAGAAUUAAGCUGGUUAGAUGUCGAAGGGUGGCAUAAUAAGGGUGGUUCGGAAAUUGGUACUAAUAGAUCCUUACCAAGUGAGGAUUUUGGUAACGUUGCAUAUUAUUUCCAAAAGUAUAACUUACAAGGUUUAAUCAUAAUCGGUGGCUUUGAAAGUUUUACAGCCUUACACGAAUUGGAUGAAAACAAACACCAAUAUCCUAUUUUCAAUAUUCCAAUGGUUGUCAUCCCUGCUACCGUGUCUAAUAAUGUACCAGGUACAGAAUAUUCGUUAGGUGGUGACACCUGUAUGAAUCAGUUGGUUAAAUAUUGUGAUGCUGUGAAGCAAUCAGCGUCUUCAUCAAGAAGAAGAGUUUUUGUGGUAGAGGUUCAAGGUGGCCAUUCGGGUUUCGUAGCUUCAUAUUGUGGUUUGAUCACUGGAUCACUUGCUACAUAUACUCCAGAAUCAAAGAUGGACUUGAAGACCAUACAAGAAGAUAUAGAUCUUUUGUACGAAGUUUUCCAAGACGACAGAGGUGAAUAUAACAACGGGAAAAUGAUUAUCAGAAACGAACAAGCUUCUUCCGUGUAUACCACCGAGCUCAUAGCUGAUAUUAUCAAGGAAUCUGCUGGUGGAAGGUUUGAAACUAGAACUGCUGUUCCUGGUCACGUCCAACAAGGUUUCACUCCUACGUCUAUGGAUAGAGUCAAUGCAUGCAGAUUUGCCGUGAAGUCGUGUCAAUUCAUCGAAGACUGGAAUAAAAAGUUAGGAGGCUUGAUUCUGGACAUGAAUGCCUCUAAGGCGAAUAGACAAUCUCGUUCCGGCAUCAAGACCAGUAUUAAACACAUUCUCGAACAGGAAGAGGACGAAAACUCUGCGGUUGUGCUUGGAAUCCAAGGUGCCCAAAUUAAAUUCAACUCCGUCAAAGCUUUGUUUGCCAACGACGCAAAUAUCCCAUUGAGAAAGGGUAGAGUCGUCCAUUGGACUGAAAUGAUUGAAGUGGCCGACAUGUUAAGCGGAAGGCUUCUCUUAAGGGAAAAAAAGCACUGA